AUGACAAAUGUUUGUCAACGAUUCAACAAGAUCGUAGACAGUUAUCAUAGAUAUCAGACACUCACCACACUCAGUCUCUGGCACCAGCAAAUCGGACAUGUUAUAGCACAAUCUUUAGCUAAUGCAUUAAAACAUAACAAAACACUCACCGAACUAUAUCUCGGAGGUAAUCCAAUCGGAGAUAGUGGAGCACAAUCUUUGGGUAAUGCAUUACAGCACAACAAAGCACUCACCAAACUCGAUCUUUGGGACUGUGAACUUGGACAUGUUAUAGCACAAUCUUUGGCUAUUGCGUUACAAUAUAACACAACACUGACUACAUUAAAUCUCUGGAACAAUCAAAUCGGAGAUGUUGGAGCACAAUCUUUGGCUAAUACAUUACAGCAUAACAGAGUAAUUAUAAUUCUCCCUUUAUCAAUACAAUGUCUUUAA
Messenger RNA from Adineta steineri, 432 nucleotides. The record is from the annotation of a GenBank genome assembly. Lineage: Eukaryota; Metazoa; Rotifera; Eurotatoria; Adinetida; Adinetidae.